This is a messenger RNA of Pelmatolapia mariae (spotted tilapia), 1184 nucleotides long. Its product is annotated as protein SSUH2 homolog. The record is from RefSeq and is a predicted model, not a curated record. The transcript has 12 exons. NCBI's taxonomy places the organism in Eukaryota, Metazoa, Chordata, Actinopteri, Cichliformes, Cichlidae. Bases 66 to 1121 code for a protein of 351 amino acids.
UGCCCACCUCAGCCAACACUUUCAGCAGUGUCCCAUUCUAUGAAGGCAAUGUGUCGGCAGGAGCUAUGUACCCACCUGUCAUGGCGCCCCAAGCCAACAUGUUUGGCAAUGUCCCAGGCUAUGAAGGCACUGUGCCAGGAGGAGGAGGUUUCCUGCCCCCUCCCAUGCCCUUGGAGCCAGUAGCCCCACCCCAACCCGGCCCUGAAAAUCCCGAAUGGAGCAUCCCCUCUCUGUCUGAGGAUGCAGCUCGUGAGGCUUUAAAGGAAUUUGUGUCAUCUCAGUGCUGCUACGGUGACGCUCCAGUCACUCAGGGAGUCAUCACCUCCAUGGAGCCAUUCAACACCUUUAGAUAUCGUCUGGAGACAUUCACUGAGUCCAGGUCAACUGAGUGGGCCCACAAACCACAUGAAGGUGAGCCUGCUGACUUUUACGCCCAGCCCGCUCCACGACCAUGGGAGGUCCAGGCCACACCCCCCAAACUUUUCAGUGACCACACAGAGAAGAUCCGGGUGCCCUACACGUCCUCCGUCAAGGAAUGCCACACGUGCCAUGCAGCAGGUACUGAGCAAUGCAAGGAGUGCAGUGGAAGUGGAAAAAAAGCUUGCCCGGUGUGUAAUGGUGGGGCAAAGUCCGAUCCAGCCUGCACUCACUGUAAUGGCACAGGCAAAGACAGGUGUACAAAGUGUAAUGGUAGUGGGAAAAAGCAAUGUGAAACCUGUAAAGGAAAACGUCAACUGCUGACCUACAUUGAGCUUAAAGUGGAAUGGAAAAACCAUGUGGAAGAUCAUCUGGUGGAGCAGAGUUGUGGUCUGAAGAGUGAUAAGCUGCGCUCAGUGAAAGGGAAGGAGCUGUUCAAGAGCAGCCAGAACCUGGUCUACCCCCUGCUCGGGUUUCCAAACCCAGCAGUCUCUCAGGCCUCUGAGCGUCUGAUCAAAGAACAUCAAACUAACUAUGGCCAAACCUCCAGGAUUCUGCAGCAGAGGCAGACGGUCGAGCUGAUCCCCAUCACUCAGGUGAACUACAAGUGGAAAGACAAGAGCUACGUCUACUAUGUGUACGGCAACGAGCGCAAAGUCAGUGCUGACGACUACCCAGAGACCUGCUGCUGCGUCAUCCUGUAGACUUACAAAUACACACAGCUCAAAGCAAUUAAACAUGUACUCAUUCUUCUCUUUUUUUUAACA